CAUGAAGAGUUGUACAAUAUGUACUGUUUUUCUUCUUUUGAAUUUAGAUUUUUUUGUGGUUCAUUCACAACAAUUUUCUGUAUCUGUUGAAGUUCCAGCUAUAAUGUUGGAAGGUUUUGGACAAUAUCAUGUAAAUUUUAAACAACAGACUGGAAAUCCUACAUGCAGCUUUACAGCUAAAAAACCAGAUGAAACUGUGGUAGCACAAGCUACCAAAGAUUUAAAUUCUAUGUUUGAAAGCCACACCAUUCAAUAUUUUACUUUAUCAUCAUUCACUGAAGAUUUUAUCCUAACUUUUUCUUUCACUUGUGUUAAAUUACUUAGACAACUUGGUGACGCUAUUUGCAGCUUAACUCAACCAGACUCUGCCAUAGCCAUAACAGAUUAUUCUGGAUCAACUGAUCUAAGAAAUGAUAACAUGGAAAUUACAGUUACUAAAACUGGUUCUCAGGAAUCUCUUCUCAUGCUUGCAAGCUGCUCAUCUGGUGGAAAGACAUUCAAUACUGACAUUCCAGUUUAUUUUUCAGUUGGUGCUCCUUCACCAUGGGCAUCUGCAACAGGAGAUCCACACUUUGCUCAAAAUGUUAUUGAUAAAUCAUCAAUGUCUACAAAACAAAUAUGUUAUGAUGUAACUGGCCAAAUGGGAGAUUUUAUUUAUAUUGCUGGAUUCUAUCACAGUGGAAUAAAAGUAUUUGGCCAACUUAAAGAUGAUUAA
Messenger RNA from Dimorphilus gyrociliatus, 715 nucleotides. The record is from the annotation of a GenBank genome assembly. NCBI's taxonomy places the organism in Eukaryota, Metazoa, Annelida, Polychaeta, Dinophilidae.